GUGGCUAGAUCAUUGGUUGGAGGACCUUCUAAUGGGAAAGCCAAGACUAAGUAAAGGAAGCCAUAUUUUAGACCACAAUCGAGUGAAAGAGGUCCAACCCAUUCUCAACCGUAGUAGUAUCAGCCAUCUAGAGAGUACCAAUGUUACAAGCAUGGCUUUUGUGAAGGCCGUGGCUCCAUGGAUCGAACCAGAACCCGGUUCAAAUCUCCGCCAUGACAGUUCUUCCCAUUUUGCCACGUAA
Messenger RNA from Sphenostylis stenocarpa, 241 nucleotides. The record is from the annotation of a GenBank genome assembly. Lineage: Eukaryota; Viridiplantae; Streptophyta; Magnoliopsida; Fabales; Fabaceae.